Cadophora gregata is the source of this 519-nucleotide messenger RNA. RefSeq lists its product as uncharacterized. The coding region runs from base 1 to 519 and encodes 172 amino acids. The record is from RefSeq and is a predicted model, not a curated record. The transcript has 2 exons. NCBI's taxonomy places the organism in Eukaryota, Fungi, Ascomycota, Leotiomycetes, Helotiales, Ploettnerulaceae.
AUGGUCGGAGACAUGAAUGAUUUCCGGGGUCGCCUUCGUCAGGCGCAAAUGUCCAAAGACAGCACCACAACUGCAUCCAACAUCAACUUGCGAGGACCGGAGGCUGUAGAACCGCAUGCGCCACGGCGAUCCAGACAUAAACCAGACCCAGGCUCAGACUCGUUUCAGGAUGUUGAGAUCCCAGUAUCGCGGAGGCGACCCAGGACACGACGAGGGCAUGCCCCAUCUAUCGACAGUCGCGAGGGCAGCUCCGUAGGGUCACCUGGGCCACGAGCUGGACGCUUCAUGCCGUCUCGGCCAAUGUUCGACUGGCUUGGACCACUGUGUCAACUGUUGAAAAUCAGCGAAGACUCGUCCAUAGAUGACAUAUCUGACGCUCUCGAGGAUGCUGCCUCAAAAUUAGAAUUGGCAGAAAGCAUCAGAGAAACCAUGAUGUCCGCAAAGAAAUUCAACAAUUAUUUACUGGGAUUGCACAAAAUGACGUUCGAUCAAAGGAAGAACCGACAAGGAGAGCGCUAG